Messenger RNA from Tetranychus urticae (two-spotted spider mite), 1056 nucleotides. Its product is annotated as decapping and exoribonuclease protein Rai1-like. Gene Ontology annotation, cellular component: cytosol; nucleus. Lineage: Eukaryota; Metazoa; Arthropoda; Arachnida; Trombidiformes; Tetranychidae. The record is from RefSeq and is a predicted model, not a curated record. Gene Ontology annotation, molecular function: mRNA 5'-diphosphatase activity. Gene Ontology annotation, biological process: nuclear-transcribed mRNA catabolic process; NAD-cap decapping.
AUGCUUACAAUCAAACAAUUAAAUAACUCUGCAACAAAACAUGAAUUAAACCUGAAAAAGGUUGAAUCCAGUUGGAUCUCUUUGAAAGGACCAAAAAGAUUGGGAUGCUUUUCAAGUUAUUACAAUGAAGAAAAUGUUAAAAUCUAUUGUCCAGAUAAGUCACUUCUAGCAUAUUUGGAUAUACCUGAGCCCCUCUUCAUCGAUUGCCUGCAAGGAUACGAUCCUAAUGUCAAGUAUGGUCAUCAGUCAAUUGGUAAUAUCCACUUAUUACGUUGGGUUAUGGACAAUGAAGCGACCCUUGAAGACUAUCCUUCAGACUUUGUCUGUUACAACGGACUGUUGAAGGAUAUGAUGAUGUCUAGAUACAUUAAAGAUCAUUGGGAUUUUUUCGCUAUCAAGAUUAAAGGAAAAAUUAUCAUGCUGAGAAUUGAUUCCAAAAAGAAACAAGAUUACAUUGAUGAACAAUCUGCAUGGAACAACAAAUCAACUUAUGUGGCUCUCAAUUUGCGACGUUUAAUCACAAAAACUGACAAUGGACAUGAAUCUAAUCUAGUCAAAGAGGGAGAGUCCUGUCAUGGUAUUUUUCACUCAAAAAUUGGAUGCCAUCGGAUACUUCAUGCUGGAUGGCUGGACUGUGUUGAAAGUAAAGAAGAGUUAACUAAACCCUUUGAUCAAAUCAAGUUUGGUUCCAUCAAAAAAAUUCAAAAUCAUCAUGAGACAAUUUCAUUUAACGCAGGCAACACUUGGUGGUCUUUGGCUACUCUUUCUGGAGUUGAAACAAUUACCUGUGCAAGAUGUGAAUAUGACUUUACUGUUGACCAUAUCGAUAAGUUGAGUGUCAGCAACCUGAUUCCUAGAGAAAGACAAAUGGAGUUUUUCACUUCAUUAAAUUUAAUGCUUGAUUACAUCAAGUCAAUUGUCACAGAGGACAAUCAAUAUUACGACUUUUACUUCAACGGUACGGUUAAAACGUUGACUGGAUGCGAGAGAAUGAAUUCAAAUGAAAAAAUCAUUCCAUCUUGGUACGUGGACGGACAACUUCCUCAUGUAUCUUGA